CCACAUAUUGGGAAUAUACAUAGGUAAUCAAGAGUUUUUGUGUUUUCAUAACUUUAUUCGUUGCAAAAAACUAUUGAAUAAAAGAUAUAUUUUUGGAAUUGUGAAUAAGGGAAUUUAAAUGUGUUAUUUUUAGUGUUUAAUAAUUUAAUAAAACAACAUACAUAAUUCAGCUUUUCUUUAAUAAAGUUAUACUAUUAUGUUUUCCUUAAACUGAGAUUGACUGCAUGUGAACUUAAAAACAAUCGUUAUUAAAAGUUUAUAGGAAAAAUAAAAGUUUAGUUUCUUCAUUUAAAUGGUUCAGUUCGGUCUCAAACUAGUUCUGUUAUUGGUGGGUUUUAUAAAUGUUUCUGUUCAAAAUGAACUUCUGGUCCAGACGAAAUUAGGAAAAAUAAAAGGAUCCUUUUUAAGAACCGUAAAUGACAACGAAAUCAAAAGUUUUCGAGGGAUUCGAUAUGCUCAGGCACCUGUAGGUGAUAAACGGUUUAAGGCACCAAUAAAAGUUUCGCCUUGGGGUGAAAAAGUAUUUGAUGCUUCAAAAGAUGGAUUUCAAUGUCCUCAACCGUUUAUUGCCAAAGAACUUAUAUCUGAAGAUUGUUUGCACUUAAGUGUAUAUACAAAAAACUUACAUGGAAAUUUACCAGUUAUUGUAUACAUUCAUGGUGGAGCUAAUUAUCUUGGCAGCAGUAAUAGUGAAAGUGAUGUUGGACCGGAUUAUCUUUUGGACCAUGAUAUUGUAUUGGUGAGUCUUAACUACAGGUUGGGAGCAUUGGGAUUUCUUAGUACUAAGACUGCAGAAGCUCCUGGAAAUUAUGGAUUUCUUGACCAAGUUAUGGCUUUACAAUGGGUUCAGGAUCAUAUUUCAAGUUUUGGAGGAAAUCCACGAUUGGUAACAAUCGCUGGCCAGAGUUCAGGCGGAACAGCUGUCACUUUGCACAUGGUUUCACCACUUUCGAAAGGACUCUUUCAUAGAGCCAUUACAAUGAGUGGAUCGUACACAAAUCAUUAUCAUUUGAACAGCUUGAUGUGGACUAGAAAAAUUGCUUCAGAACUAGCCUGUCCUCUUUACAAUCCCAAAGAUGUUAUUAAUUGUUUGAGGAAUGUAACGUGGGAAAGGUUGACUCAGGUGCGUGGAACAUUAGAACUUUAUGGAUUUAGCGACGAACAAUGGAACUAUGAGGUAGAUGGACAUUUCCUUCUUGAUACUCCUACAAAUCUCUUUGCUAGGGGAGAUUUCCACAAAGUUCCUAUUAUGGCUGGCAUUACGAAAGAUGAAUUAAACUACUUCUUCUCCAAACAAGAAAAUAAUACUGGACUUUUAAAUGAUAUUAGUUUGAAUUUCGAUAAAUAUGCUCCCCAACUUUUUAUAUUUGAUCCAAACGAUAGGGCACAUGACAAAAGUAGAAGAAUCCAACAAUUUUAUUUGGGAAAUAAGAAAAUCCAGAAUCAGGAUUUUAUUAAUUUUAGUAAGAUAUUUUCGGAUGCAAUCAUUAAUAAUGGUGUUCACAGACUUGUAGAAUUGGCCAGAAAAUACGUAGAUGUUUUUUACUACCGUUUUGACUAUCUCGGAAGAUAUAGCUUGUUUUCUGAUGAAGAAGGAAAGCCAAGAGGUGUUGGCCAUGCAGACGAUUUGCAAUAUAUUUUAGGCACUAAAUGGUUUGAAAAGAAAAUUGAACUUCAUGAUCCUGAAAUGUUUAUGGUAGAAAGAAUCACAAAAUGGUGGGCAAGUUUUGCCCAAAAUGGAUUUUUUUUCAGCAUUCCUUGCAAGAAUUCUGGAAUAAACUGGUUGGCUUCAAAUAAAACAAAUAUUUACGCAAUAUACAAUAACAAAGACGUCACCCUUGGAGGCAAGCCAUUUUCUGAUAGGAACAGGUUUUGGGAUGAAUUGCUUCCAAUACAGAAACAGCCGUGUUAAGUUCUAGUCUUAGUAAACUAUACAGAAGUAUCUGGCGAAGAGUGGAUAAUUCUGAAACCACUUAUAGUAUACUCUAUGAUUGCUCUGCAACCGGAAAUAAAAAGAGCUUAUUUCAAGUA
Messenger RNA from Eupeodes corollae, 2031 nucleotides. Its product is annotated as esterase FE4-like. NCBI's taxonomy places the organism in Eukaryota, Metazoa, Arthropoda, Insecta, Diptera, Syrphidae. The record is from RefSeq and is a predicted model, not a curated record. The transcript is spliced from 4 exons. The coding region runs from base 293 to 1912 and encodes 539 amino acids.